UGCAAAAGUUAUUUGCUCAACGUGACGUCCAUCAUUAUCCAAUCUGUGUGCCCCGAAAUAAGUUACCAAAUUAACUAAUCGUAGUUAGUUAUUCAUCAAGUAAACAACUACAAGUAUCUAGUUACUAAUUAACUGAGUUUUUCCAGUUUUUCAUUUAGCUGCAAAUAUAAAUUAAAUUAUUGUACAUUUCUAAACUCAUUAACUUGAUAACUAAGUUAUAGUUUCAACAGUUGAGAGUUGAAUUUUUUCAGUUUUACAUAUCAACUGUUAACGGUUUCUCAUUCUAGCUGCCGAUUUUCAAAAUAUCAUUAAACUUCUCAGGAGACAGUUGGUUUGUUCGAGUAACUAAUAUUUUGGUUGAAUUGUGUUGUGAUAUAAUUAUUUGGAACUGUAUGGUUGUUUUUCUCCAGUGGUAGCUACUGGUAUCAGUAGAGGAUUACUGCAAUUUAUUCAGGCUGUGCUUUGGAAUAUUGAAACUGCACCAACAUGCAGCACCAGUGGCUCACCCUGGUGGCGGCCAUUGUAAUCUUCGUGGUCUUCUGUGAAGCCGCACCCCAACCACAAACAUACCACCAGGUGCGUCACCACAAGAAACACGAGGAGAAAACUGAAGAGAUCUACACCACUCCUGACUCUUCCGCCAGCCAUGCUUCCCUGGUAGUACCAGGCUCACAGCAUCAGGGCCAUAGCAGCUACCAGGCAGACCUCUUCAAUGAACAGCUGGGACGUCUACACCAUCAAUCUGCUCCUGGUAGCUACCAAUCUACUUCUAGUAGCUACCAAUCCGCCCUCGGGGGCCAUCAAUCUGCCCUAGAGGGGCACCAAACUGGGGCCACCUCAUGGUCAUCAACCUACAACCCUAGCAUCCCGAAGAUUUUCCAUGAACAGCGCAGGGAACACAUCUACCGAGCCAUAGAUGAAGCUGAUGAACUGGAUCACCAGGCGUCCAGGUAUGGUAAGGAGGUAGUUCACUCAGGUGAAUUGGGAACUGUUCAUCAGGGAUCCAGGUACAGUAAAGCUGGUGUUGUGGAACUGGUUCCUACAAGUGAACUAGGAACUGCCCAUCAGGGAUCCAGGUACACUAAAGCUGGUGUUGUGGAACUAGUUCCUACAAGUGAACUAGGAACUACUCACCAGGUAACUAGUUACACUAAAACCGGAAGGGUUGUGGGAAUGAAUCCUGAUCUAGGAACUAGUUAUGGGUCAAGAUAUGUAGAACUAACUCCUUCAGGUGUAAACUCUGUAAAAAGUAGUACCAAUUCAGAAUUUACCUCAAGUAACACAUACAGCAGUAGCUACACUGGCAGGAACACAGACAAGAAUAACGCCAAAAUGGAGGUGGAAUCCUUUGACAUUAAACCAGCUACCUAUGGCAUUCCAAGCAACUCUUAUGGGAAGUUAGUUACAGAUGUUCAUCAGACCCAUGGUAGUAUCCCACAGAGUGAAUCGGAGUUUGCCUCCCAUCAGAAAACCUUCUCAGGAUUUGAUCAGGAUGUGAAACAGACCAAACCCUAUGGUGGACAUUCUUCUUGGAGCUCGUGGAGCUCAUGGAGUUCAUGGUCUGAAGGAGCGGCUCCAGUGACAAGCUACUCAAGAUCUUAUGGGUCUGCCCCAAUUGUUAGUAGUUCAAACCUAGAUGUGAACCAAGGGUUGAGGAAUUACGGGUCUGGGACAGUUUUGUCAUCCGAUGUAAACCAGGGUCAUGUAGGUUCGAACCAGAGAAGUUCUGGAAACAUCUAUGGAAAACAUUCAACCAGGACCAGCACUGAACAUCAGGUUUCUCAAAAGUUAUUUGAUGAACAAAGACACAAACCUGGGUACACUUGGGUGGAGAAAACAUAUGAGUUGAAACCAGUUCUGCAGACUCCCACCUUCGAAACUAAACCAGUUGUACCAACUACUACUUUUGAAACUAGAUCAGUUGUGUCCACCUUCGAAACUAAACCAGUUGUACCAACUACUACUUUUGAAACUAAACCAGUUGUACCAACUACUACUUUUGAGACGAAACCAGUUUUCCCCUCAUCACAACCAUCCCUUAUGACAAGCAGUAAUGUAGAUACCCAUGAUCAUUCAUCGACUAGUUUUGAUAUCUUGGAAACAGCUCAUGAACCGUACACUGUGAAACUUCAACCAGUUCCCACUAGGAAACAUAUGGAGAGCGCUUCCUUGAAGAGGCAUGAAUCGUUUGUCAGCUCUGAGAAUACUGAACCAAUGACAAAAACCCACCAGGAAACAAUUGUGAUCAAGAAAUCGAACAGUAACUCCCCCACCACACAUGUGACCUCGAUUAACUACAAUUUGAACCCUGAUGGUACCGAGCAUGUGACAAGGGAAGAGAAGGAGGUGCCGAGUACUUUUGGAAAGUCCCUUGUAUCAGUUCCUGUAGUUUUUCCUGAGGGAACAAAAGAGGGUUCACAUCAAACUUCAUCUUCAUCCUAUAGUAGAACGGUGAGUGAGAAGAGUUCAACCCACAAACAAUCUGGUAUGGAUCAUGGUUUGAAUUCUAAUUUAAAUUCGGGUGUACAUCAGAUUAGUGCUAUGCCGUUGGUUAGUCCUCAGCCAUCAAGGGGUGACUCUGUUGAGAGCAGUUCACAUGUGACAAAUGUUUUCCAGACAUCUAAAACUGGUGGGGAGUUUGAUGAAGAUUUGGACGAAAAAGUGAAUGUGGGAGGUUCUAGAACAUGGUUCGGUACUGAGAACCUUGACAAAACCGCGCCUAAAACUCUAGUCACAGUGAAAACUGAAAGCAGAAACUCUUCAGAGGGUUGUUGAGACUAAACUGCAUGGCUCACCGACCCCCACACAUUCCUCCCAGUACUCUGCGUCAAGUUUCAAACAGGUUUCGAAUGUUGGUCAUCCUGACGGUGAGGCAUUCAGUGACGACUUUAUGACGUCACAGUUUGGCACACAGAAGAACGUUGAACGGUUGGAGAAGAUGAGGACCAGGCCAUAUUUCAAUGAGGGUGCUUUUGAGAGGUCGUCAGCGUACAGGUCUAGUGGUAAACAAGAGUUGGAAAAUGUUGGUGGUGUUGGUAGCACUGAUCAACAACAUUACUACAGCACCUCCCAGUAUUACCAACCUAAAACUGCGCAGGUACAUAUGGUGGAAGUGAGUAGUGUAGAACAGGAUAAGCUGCAGAAGGAAAUGAUGAGAAAGUUGGAGGAAAUGAUGGUGAAUAUGAGAGGGGAACAAUCUGCGAAAAUGACUUCUGGUAAUGUCAAGGAAUUCAGUCACAGUUACUUUGAAAAGUCAGGUGAUACUUCUACAAGUGGAGCUGACUGUGAUGGUAGUAGCAACGACAGAGAGGAAAUUGACCAGAUGUUUGAUCUGCAAAACCGUAGGGUACGGAACACUCAUGACGACUACCUCAAGUACGCUCGUUUAGCCAGUAAAAUUAUGCCUAGAAUGCAAACUACGAGAGAAACUACUAGUCAUUCAGUGUCAACCGAGGAGAAGAAAGAAACAUAUGGUUUGGACAACAUAGAUCACAGUUCUUACAGUAGGUUGCAGAAGCGGCAUCUGGUGGAAGAACCUAGAAGAGAGUCGAAAACUGUUGGUGAAAAUAGAGGUGGAAAUGUGGAGAAUGUUGGUGAAAAUGAAGGAGAAAAGGUGGAAAAUGUUGGUGAAAAUGUAGGAGAGAAUGUGGAAACUGUUGGUGAAAAUGCAGGAGGAAAUGUGGAAGCUGUUGGUGAAAAUUUAGGAGGAAAUGUAGAAGCUGUUAGUAAAAAUUUAGGAGGAAAGUUGGAAGAAAAUUAUCAACCAGUUGAAGGAACCCCAGAAGAAGACACAGAAGAGAACGAUUCAAACGAAAGGGAAGGUAAUGUAAAUUCGGAACAACAGAACACUGAGGAACAACCGUUGGAGGGAACAAACAAUCAUGAAUCAACCACAAAUACCAGAUCUAAAAGAAGUUUUCUCCCAGGUGAUUACUAUCCUUCAUUCUAUGAGCCACCUGGAAGUUUUGACGAUUACUACAGAAAACAGUUGAGGAAAAGUUUGGUUGACAGGGAAAGUAAUGAGAUUCCUUUCAGUAACAAGUAUCAAGAAGAGUUGAACAGUUUUCUGUCUGAGCCGGUUGAUAAUCAACAGCAAGCUAUGGGUGUAAAUUUUGAGGAUGUGAAUGAUCAACAUCAAACUAUGGGUGUGGAUUUUGAGGAUGUGAAUAAUCAACAACAAACUAUGGAUGUGAAUUUUGAGGAUGUGAAUAAUCAACAACAAACGAUGGGUGUGAAUUUUGAAGGUGUGAAUGAUAUCAAGAAUGAAAUUUCCCCGAUUGCAGGACAGGACUCCGAUGAUAAAAAUAAUGUACAAAACUCAGGUGACAAAUUUAAAACAAAUUUGAAUAGUGGUAAAAUAAAUUAUUCUGAAAUACAACAGUUGGUGAAGAGUUACAUAGAGGGGUUGGAAGUUUUGAGCCAACUCAGUACCGGUAAUCAAGGAGGGAACGGUCUAGAUGAAAAUGAUGGUCAGAGAACUUUGGACGAUGUUUAUCAACAGAGAACUAAUGAUGGAAAUGUGAUUGAUUACAGUAAUUCAGAACAGAGCUCUGGUAAUGAUUACUAUGACAAGUAUACCAACCUGUUGAAUCAGGCUACAAAAGAUUUGUAUCAGGUUAUUUUUGAAAGUGCUGAGAAGAGUGACGACCAGGAGAGAGAGAUACAAUCACGACUGGACGGUGAAGUAGCAUUGAUUUUGUCUCAAGUUGGGGAUGAGAUGAAGAAAAUUGUCGAAGAUGAAAAGAGAAGGAAGAAUCUGUAUGGCGAUUAUGAAACAAAUAAUCAAGAAAUUGAGAAAACUGUGGGAAGUGAAUCCAAUAAUGAACAAAAUUAUGAAGAAGGUAAUAAGCCUAAUUAUUAUGGGGAUAAGAAUGUAUUCAACCCUGUCAAUCAGAACCUAAUUCGAAUAUUGGGAGUGGAUAUCCUCAAGAACCACGGACUCCUUAUGGUAACCCAGAAUUUGAAUCAUUUUUGAAACAUUUAUACAACUUGGAGCAAAAUUCAAAGGUGCCAACCUAUGAUGCUCCUCCACAAGGAAUCUAUGUACUUUCUCCAGGUUUGUUGUAUUGGAAUGGAUUUAGAACGUCACUACAGGAAAUGUAUAACAAUAAAAAUCAUGGACAAACACAACAGACUUCAACAGAGUUGUUGAAUAAUGGAGAAGUGUAUGGAAAAGAAAAGGCUGAAAAUGACCAACAGGAGAGACAAGAAAUUUUUGAAAAUCCUGUUGUAAAUUCGUAUCUGAGUCAAUCAUCACAGGGUAACUCUCAAAGUCGUAGUAGUUCUCCCGCUAGAAUCAACAGUAAAUUUGACAAAAAAUUCUGGGAAACUGAAAACCACCAAGAAACUGAAGCAGAUAUGAUAGCUCGCCAGUUAAAUUUGCCGACAGAGUUUGUUGAAGCAGCUCAGAAAAAUAGCCCAGAUUUGUUUUCGGAGGCAGAAACUACUCUAAAACCUAAUGAAGAAGAGUUAAAGUACGACGAACUUCUAGAAUCUAUGGUGGAGCUGGCAAAAACGUACGAAUCACAGCCUCCAAAUGAGCCGAUUGUUACAAAGAGUUAUGUGUCUGAGUUGGGAGGUGAGGCAUUUUUGGGUGAGAAAACUGGAGAGGUUACUAAAUUUGAUGGAGCUACUGUAGAAGAGAGCACGGCGAGGGAUACAGAGCAGAUGGAGGACAAAAAUUUCGAAUUUGAUAUAAUAGAAACACCUGUAGCUCUACAACAACAACAGGAAGUACCUGAAGUUGUGGUACAACAACAGGAAGCUACUGUUGUUGUAGACAAGAAACCAGAAUCUGAAGUAUUUGAAACACAGACAGCAUCUACAUCUUUCUGGGACAAAAUGCGGAACAAAUUGAAGAAAUCGAUCAGUACCACUAAGGGAAAAAUCGCAGAGGUUUCAGAUUCGAUCACUAGUAGGGUACAGCAAUCGGUUCCUGAACUUCAGUCAUUGUAAUUAUCGUCCAUGGUACUGAAUUUUGAUUACCAUUCCAGUAUUUUGUUUUGUUCUUCAACUGCUUAUGUCAACCUUCAAAGUUUUUGAUUAUUUUGAAAAAUUUGUUGUGUCAACCUUCAAAGUUUAUAAAUAUUUUUUUAUAUUUGUUUAGUUGUCAACUUUCAAAGUUUAUAGUUAUUUUGUAAUAUUUGGUUGUCAACCUUCAAAGUUUAUAAAUAUUUUGUAAUAUUUGUUUGGUUGUCAACCUCCAAAGUUUAUAAUAUUAUUUUGUAAUAUUUGUUUUGUUGUCAACCUUCAAAGUUUUGUAUUAUUUUGAAAAAAUUGUUUUGUCAAUCUUCAAAGUUUUUGACUAUUUUGUUAUAUUUAUUUGGUUGUCAACCUUCAAAGUUUAUAAUUAUUCUGUAAUUCUGUAUUUGUUUGGUCGUCAACCAUUAUAGUUUUUAAUUAUUUGGAAAAAAUUGUCUGCUUUCUCUAUUCGAUGUGUAAUAAUUUAAAAUAUUUAAUUAUUGAUUAGAUCUGUAAUCAUGUCAAUUAUCGCAAGUGUAUGUUUUCUCAAUAAUUAAUACAAAGUGUAUGUUUUAUGCAGCUCAAUUGUUAAUCAAGUUUCAAAAUUUCAGAUGAGAUUGCUUAUAAAUGUUUCAAGUUCUCCAUUCGAGUAGCCUAAUCUAUCAUACACUACUUAUGUGAAUAAAUUAUUGACAAUCCUUUUUCAAGUUUACAGCUAGUUAGUUAACAGGCUGAAAAUUAAGGGAUUCAAUAAUGUCUUCAUCUAAUUUAUGUUCAUCUUAUUGAUUAAUAUAUUCAUUCAUUCAUCUAGUAGGCUAAUAUUUGGUGUCAAUCAUUAUUGUUAUUGCAUCAUAGAUGUAGCUUUCUUCUCAGAAUUAAAGUUUUCUAUUUAUUUAUUUAUUGUAAUAUAAUUGGAAAAUAUAUUAUUUAUUGAUUCACUUCAGUAA
Messenger RNA from Nilaparvata lugens (brown planthopper), 6908 nucleotides. Its product is annotated as flocculation protein FLO11. The coding region runs from base 487 to 2775 and encodes 762 amino acids. The record is from RefSeq and is a predicted model, not a curated record. NCBI's taxonomy places the organism in Eukaryota, Metazoa, Arthropoda, Insecta, Hemiptera, Delphacidae. The transcript has 2 exons.